AUGACAGAUCAUUUUGCUCUAGGUCUAGGUGCUCUUCUUCUGUUGCUGCUAAGUACCAGUUGUUUCAGUUCUGAGCUUGAUGUCCAAUGCUUGAGAGACGUUCAGAAAUCAGUGAUUGAUCCAAAUGGUAUACUCAAGUCGUCAUGGAUUUUUGAUAAUGGCACUGCGGGUUUCAUAUGCAAAUUUACUGGUGUGGAGUGCUGGCACCCAGAUGAGAAUCGAGUUCUUGCAUUGCGUCUCAGCAACCUUGGUCUUCAAGGUCCAUUCCUAAAGCUCAGCGCCCUUGCUCGGUUACAAGUGUUCAAUGUUGCUGACAACCGACUAUCAGGGACUAUUCCAAGUUCUCUACGGAACUUCUCGGUAUCAAACUUUGCUGGUAAUGAAGGACUGUGUGGGCCUCCAUUAGGUGACUGCCAAGCUUCAGCAAAGAGCAAGAGCACUGCAGCAAUCAUCGGGGCUGUUAUUGGAGUGGUAGUUGUCGUCAUUAUUGGUGCAAUAGUUGUGUUCUUUUGCCUGCGGAGGAUACCAGCCAAGAAGAAGGCAAAGGAUGAGGAUGAUAAUAAGUGGGCAAAGAGUAUCAAAGGAACAAAAACUAUCAAGGCAAAUGCUAUCGAUAAGUCGCUGGUAGGGAAGGACGCUGAUGGUGAGCUGAUGCAGUUCCUGAAAGUUGCGUGUUCCUGCACGCUUGCCACCCCGAAGGAGAGACCAACCAUGUUUGAGGUUUACCAGCUCGUUAGAGCCAUUGGGGAAAGGUACCAUUUCACUGCCGAUGAUGACCUGGUGCUGCCACCUCUUAGCACAGACGGUGACGGUGUAACCCUCGACGAACUCAUUGUUGCCAAGUAA
Messenger RNA from Miscanthus lutarioriparius, 846 nucleotides. NCBI's taxonomy places the organism in Eukaryota, Viridiplantae, Streptophyta, Magnoliopsida, Poales, Poaceae. The record is from the annotation of a GenBank genome assembly.